AUUCUCAUUCACUUCAUGGGCAUUUGUUUGUUGCGCAGUGCGCUGUUUGCGCAGACACACUGUAGUGAGUGCUGACGUCUUUUGACAAUUAAAUAUUAUAAAUUCGAAAUACCUAUAGCAGCUGCUAUUCUAAAUUGAUCGUAACUUAUGAAAGUUUCUAUUUAGUUCAACAAUGUUUUCGGGAGUGUAGACAUUAACCGUGCCGUGGCUCAAAAGCCAUAAGAGAAACUAUUUGUGUAAACUCAACAAGGCAAAACGCAACAGUCAGUACUGUUACUAAGUGACGUAACUAGAUCAAUUUGCGAAACGCGAAUGCGAGUACUCUCUGUUUGUAGACUGUAGCGUCGGUGUCUUUGUGCGAAUGGUGUCGACUGUCGAGUAAUUUGACUAAGGAGUCAUCAUGUGGGAAGUUGAUUCUGACACGGGAUCUCAGAGCGCAUCGUCGGACGGCGUUCGACGACGGCAAGGAUGGGACCCCGAGGCCGAGAGUCUUGCUUCUCAUAUCGACGAACUGGACGAGGUGCUAGCCGAAGAGGAGGAAGGAUGUCCACUUCCGUCUACACCCGAAGAUCAACAUUUACUAGACGCGGAAAUGGCGGAAGUAUUGAAGGCUGGCGUGCUGUCGGAUGAGAUUGACCUCGGAGCGCUCGCUCACAACGCCGCCGGGCAAGCUGAGGAGUUCGUCCGCAAGGUUUGGGAAGCCUCAUGGAACGUAUGCCACUUCAGACAUCUCCCUCGCUGGUUGCAAGACAAUGAUUACCUACAUAAAGGUCAUAGACCCCCUCUGCCGUCAUUCAGCGCGUGUUUCGCCUCGAUAUUUCGUAUACACACUGAAACUGGUAAUAUUUGGACUCAUUUACUUGGCUGUGUAGCGUUUAUCGGUGUUGCAGCAUAUUUCCUUACGCGACCUUCUAUUGAGAUUCAAAUGCAAGAGAAAAUGAUCUUUGGGGUGUUUUUUGUGGGUGCUAUAGUGUGUCUUGGUUUCUCAUUUGCUUACCAUACAUUGUACUGUCACUCUGAGAUGGUAGGCAAGUUGUUUUCGAAACUAGAUUACUGUGGCAUAGCCCUUCUUAUAAUGGGCUCAUUUGUUCCUUGGUUAUAUUACAGCUUUUACUGCCAUUAUAGACCGAAAAUUAUUUAUUUAUCUGUAGUGGUUGUUUUGGGUAUAUUAUCAAUUAUAGUAUCACUAUGGGAUAGAUUUUCUGAGCCUAGAUUGAGACCUCUUAGAGCAGGUGUUUUUAUGGGAUUUGGGCUAUCUGGUGUAGUUCCUGCUAUUCAUUAUGGUGUAACGGAAGGAUGGUUUAGCCAAGUGAGUAAAGCCUCGCUUGGGUGGCUUGUACUAAUGGGCUUACUAUACAUUCUGGGAGCUAUGUUCUAUGCAUUGAGAGUCCCAGAGCGUUGGUUCCCUGGGAAGUGUGACAUCUGGUUCCAAUCUCAUCAAAUAUUCCAUGUUCUGGUGAUUGUCGCCGCCUUUGUGCAUUACCAUGGUAUCAGUGAACUUGCAUCCUAUAGAGUGACUGUUGGAGAAUGUUCUAUGCCUCCUUCCUCAAUAGCAUUCUAACCAAAUCUAAUACCAAAUGUGAUAGUAGAUUAUAAUUAAGGUAUAAAAACAAAUUUUUCAAUAGAUCCACAAUGUUUAUUACUUUGAUAUUUUUUACACAGUUUUUUUACGGAAACUGCGCAUCUUGUUAUAUUAAAUUGGCUGACAAAAGGGGUGAGAGGUGGUAUAGAGAAAGAACUUUAAAUACAAUUAUUUAUUUUUUUAGAGAUUUAGUAGAAUAUUGCCUACAUCACAUUUUGUACAGCUGUGACCAGAUGAUGGAUAUACUUCCAUAUAUACAUAUGUAUGGAAAAUUGUAAAAUACCUGGCUGAUUGGUAACACCCCCUUGCUAGUUUUUGUUGCUGUGGGCAGUAAUUAUUUAUGUACUUGGUAAGUUUUUAUCUGGUUGCGGCAUAAACAUGAAUAAAUGAAGUACUUAUCAUGUAGGUAUGUUGCACUAAUUAUAAUAUUACAUAUAGUUGACCACAUACUUUCUUAAAGCAGUGAAGAAUCUCCUGUUUAUACUUUGUUUACUUUUACACAAGUUCAUUGUAAUCAAUUACAAAAUACAUUCCAAAUAUUCUGAAUUUAGGAACUAUGUUAGAGUCCAUCUCAUGAAAGAAAAUAAAAGUUAGAAGAAUCAUUAUUGAUAUUUUAUGGGAAUCAAAAUUUGUAGAGAGCAAAGAGUAUAUACAAUCAUGGACCUAGCAACAUUUCUUCGCAUGACUGCAGCGCCACAUCUGUGUGAAAUGGACUCUACUAUAACUUGUUGCUGUAGAAUGAAUACCUCAUAUGUCAAAAAUAUUUUUUUUUAAAUAAUACUUGAAUGGAAACUGUUUUAUAAUGGACCAUGCAAAUAUGAAGCCAAUUAACUUACUCUUAGUGCUAUCUUUUAAUUAUACCCUCUUAGUUCUUAACCAUCUCGUUAAUUUCGUGUAAAUUUUAAAUUUCUUGACUUAUAAUAUAUAAUCUUAUAUAUAUUACUACAGCAACAAUAUUGUUUUAACAUUGAAUUUUAUAAUUACAAGAAUAAAAAUGGCAUUGAAAGCAAUCUAUAAACAAUAUUUUAUGAAAUUAACUAUGGAAGGUGUCUUAAAAUUUUGUUUAAAUAAGAAUAUUUAAAGAGAACUUUAAAUACAUUUUUUAUUUUAUUUAUUACUGUCAAUGUAUAAGUAAAAAAAAAUUGUUUAUUUAUUUUUCUAUUCCUUGUAAAUAUAUGUACAACAAAUUUAAAUAAAUAAAUGGUCAUAUUUUUAGAUGUGUGGAAAAUAUUAUAUUCGAAAUUAUUGUAUGUGUUCAUAUGUGUUGAUUAUAAUAAGGAAAUAAAAAUGAAUAUACUUAGCUGUCAGGGAUGAGUAAAAAAAGGGCAAAUGAAGAAAAAUAACAAAAAAAUGAUGAAGAUGUGAUGUAAUUAUUUUUAAUGGUUUUGAUUUUAAUAAUUUGGCUUUAUUGUAUUGCUAAUAGUAAGUAAUGGCACCGACAAACCUGAUUUUUAUUUCAUCCUGUUAUAGUUACUGUAACAAAAAUGUUAAUACAUACCUCAAAAGAUAAACACAACCAGUCAUGACUGAUUAAGACAAUAUUUAUUCAAAUAACAUCAUUUGUCAGUGUUUUUUCAAUUAUUUGAUGUCUAUUAACAACCACUUUCAAUAUUCAGUUUUAAUAUCCUAAUAACCUGCCAAUCAUAAAUUUCAAUAUGGUGAUCUUAAUUUAACUUGAUUAUUAUUGAAUAUGGUUGUUAAGCUAUUAAUUAAUUACUUUUCUAAAUUCACAACAGUGAUUAAGUUAGGCUUAGGUUUAGGUCAAUGUUAACGGCCAUUUAAUUACUUUGCUAGCUGUAAUUUAAUUAUAAUUUGCUAAAUAGAUAUUAGGGAUUAGUCUGGAAUGUUGUUAAAUUCUUGUUUCUUAAGGGAUUAUAUCUGAUUAAGUAAUUAAAUAUUUUUAAAAAUGUAAA
This is a messenger RNA of Leptidea sinapis, 3495 nucleotides long. RefSeq names its product adiponectin receptor protein (gene AdipoR). The record is from RefSeq and is a predicted model, not a curated record. Gene Ontology annotation, cellular component: plasma membrane. NCBI's taxonomy places the organism in Eukaryota, Metazoa, Arthropoda, Insecta, Lepidoptera, Pieridae. Gene Ontology annotation, molecular function: signaling receptor activity. The transcript has a single exon. Gene Ontology annotation, biological process: adiponectin-activated signaling pathway. The coding region runs from base 401 to 1561 and encodes 386 amino acids.